AUGUUUCCUAAAUUAUUAAACGUGUCUAACAUCACUGGAAGAACUGGGCUUAGAACCAUAACGACUGUUUCAAAGACCGUUAGAGUUCUACCAGCUCCAACUUUGUCUAAACGAUUCAAUUCUACACAACCAUCGACUGCUGAUACCACAAAGAGUAAUGGCAGUUCUCAACAGAAGACUCCUUGGGUUAAGAAGACAAUUUUGGGAAUCACUGCAGUCGCUGCUGGUGUUUAUGUAGCUCAAAAACUUCCAGAAUGGACUUUUGAAAUUACCGCUACCGAUGAACAGGUCGAUAUUGACCCAGCUAUUACACCCUUCCCAAAAAAACUACCUAAAUCCAAGUACCCUCUAGCUAAUAAUUAUUCUCUUCUAGGUGUUGGUAUUCGUUCUGUCACUGUGGUCACGUUUAAAGUUUAUUGUUUAGGUAUAUAUGUUGCUAAUCAAGAUGAGAAAUUAAUUCGCAAAGUUUUAAAUUCAAAAUUCUUGAAGGAGAAAGUUAUUGAAACUGAUCCGGAGAAAUCAUUCCAAGAAAAUGUUCAUAAGGCUUUAAAUGAUCCUGAAAAAUCAAGUAUUCUUAUUGGAGAGUUAUUAGAUGCUGGCGUUCAGUUCAUGGCUAAACUAAGUCCAAUGAGAAACACGAAUUUCAAUCAUUUAAGAGACGGGAUGAUGAGAACUGUGAAGGCCCAUCCUGAUGCGGAAGCUAAUAAAGAAGCCGUUGAAAAAGGGUUAUUGGACUUGAGAAAGGCUUUCAACAGAAAGGGUGCUCUAGAUAAAGAUGACGAACUGUUCGUAGAAUUACAAUCAGAUGGUGCUCUACAAUUAACUUUCCAUAGCAGAAAAAGAGAUCAAUUUAUUAAAUUAGGACGUUGUGAUGACCCAAUUGUUGGGAGAUAUUUGUUCAGUCAAUACAUGAGUGGCCCAAAACCAUUAUCAGUUAUGACCAAGGAUGCUGUCGUUAAGGGUAUUUCUGAAUUAGUAUAA
This is a messenger RNA of Naumovozyma castellii, 981 nucleotides long. RefSeq names its product Aim18p (gene AIM18). The transcript has a single exon. Bases 1 to 981 code for a protein of 326 amino acids. Lineage: Eukaryota; Fungi; Ascomycota; Saccharomycetes; Saccharomycetales; Saccharomycetaceae. The record is from RefSeq and is a predicted model, not a curated record.